Strongylus vulgaris is the source of this 345-nucleotide messenger RNA. NCBI's taxonomy places the organism in Eukaryota, Metazoa, Nematoda, Chromadorea, Rhabditida, Strongylidae. The record is from the annotation of a GenBank genome assembly.
AUGUUUGAUCAGAAUGACAUCUCCACGAUUUCCGCACGACUUGAGCACAUCAAAAACGAGUUUUUUGCCGGAAAUGACAAGCCGUUCUCAUCAAUAUCCGGUUUCCAAACGCCUACGACAGCCUUAGGAGCAGCAAUGCAAGAUCUUAACAUGAAAAGUGCCUUUGCCCCUGUCUCACCAAAAAGCCGCAGUACCCAUCAUCGAGGAGUCUCACAUAAGAGCGGUUACCGAAUUUCCGAUCUGCUACAUGAUGAUCCAGUUUUUCGCAAGUCGGAAGAGUUCACAUCAGCCGAUAAGAAGAUACAUAGGGUACCGAUUAGAUUGGUACAAUCCUGCUCCACCCAA